AUGUCUUUAAAAUUACUAGCUAGUAGUUUUUCUAGAUCUUGUAGGGUUUCUAACAACAUUGGUUUACGUUUCGCUUCAUAUCAACCUUUGGGAGACGCAAAAUCAUUCCCAUUCAGUAAACAACUGCUGGUACCACACAUUGAACCAUCUUCUAUCCCACCAAAGGAUGCACCUUUGAACACCCUUGGUAGAUUCAACCAUCAACUCAAAUACAGCUCAGAAUCUAGUAAAUUUUACCCCUUAUUCAGCCGUAGAGGUCCAAUCAAAUCUAGAAUUCCACCAAGUUCAGUUAUAACUGUAACUUAUUACACAAACCCUGAAAAAACACAUACAGCAACUUUUGCAGGUGUUCUCAUCGGUAUUAGAAGACGCAACAAUGAUGUUACCAUUAGACUUAGAAACGUUAUCAUGAAACUCGGUGUUGAGCAAAUUUUCAGUCUUGGUAGUGGUUUAGUUAAGGACAUACAAGUUCUUAAGAGAGGUAAAAUGCACAGAUCAAAGAUUUACUGGGUUAGGAAUCAACCAAAGGCAUUACAGAAGAUGGCAAGUGGUAUCCAAUCACGUAAGAAGUAG
Messenger RNA from Wallemia mellicola CBS 633.66, 573 nucleotides. RefSeq lists its product as hypothetical. Gene Ontology annotation, biological process: translation. Lineage: Eukaryota; Fungi; Basidiomycota; Wallemiomycetes; Wallemiales; Wallemiaceae. The record is from RefSeq and is a predicted model, not a curated record. Gene Ontology annotation, molecular function: structural constituent of ribosome. The transcript is spliced from 2 exons. Bases 1 to 573 code for a protein of 190 amino acids. Gene Ontology annotation, cellular component: mitochondrial large ribosomal subunit; ribosome.